Prinia subflava (tawny-flanked prinia) is the source of this 3449-nucleotide messenger RNA. Its product is annotated as collagen, type I, alpha 1a-like. The coding region runs from base 676 to 1797 and encodes 373 amino acids. The transcript is spliced from 3 exons. The record is from RefSeq and is a predicted model, not a curated record. NCBI's taxonomy places the organism in Eukaryota, Metazoa, Chordata, Aves, Passeriformes, Cisticolidae.
CAGCCCCCGUUCGCAGCCCGUCUGGUCCGUCCCGCAGGGCCGAUUUUAGGAGCGCUCCAAACACCGUUUUAGAAGAAAGACGCCGUUUAUUCCCUGCCGGGCGUGAGGAGGAGAUUUCCACAAAGCAAGCUCACGAAGGGCCUGACCCAGCCGAAAGUUGACUUUCGCUUGUUAAGCGCUUUCUGCUGUAGAAGUUACCUGAGGCUCAGUUACGUUUAUAAAGGCUAGUAACAAAGCCUGCGACACUACAUUUGCACUUGCCACACUUGGAGCUGAUUCUUGCCAGACAAGGGACGGGAGGAAAACAUGAGAAAAAUAUGAAUAAAAAAUAUUGGACAUUUUCUCCUCAGUAACUCCUUGUCCUGCAAUAAAAAUCAGUUUUAAUCUUGUCCCAGGGGUCUCCCAUGGCUGAUUUCGCUGCAGCCUCAUGAAGACUCCCACCUGGCCAAGCAGAAGAAAAUUAACUGUGGAUAAAAAAGGCAACAAAAGUGUUUAAAACAUCUGAGAAGUAUAAAAGUGAGGGCUGGAGGGUUUCCAUCAGGAUGGAAGCAAAGCUCUGUCCCUGAGCAGGGAACUGUCACGGGCAGAAGCAUCCGCAUUCCUUCACAGAGAAUUUCCCAGAGCCACGGGGCAGGACAGGCAAGUGUUGGAAUCUCAGAAUCAGGGAAUCCUGGAAUGGGCUGGGAUAGAAAGGACCCCGGGGCCCCUGCAGUGCCACCCCUGCCAUGGCAGGGACACCUCCCACUGCCCCAGGCUGCUCCAGCCCCAGGGUCCAGCCUGGCCCUGGGCACUGCCAGGGAUGCAGGGGCAGCCACAGCUGCUCUGGCAAUUCCAUUCCAGGCAGCAAUUCCUGCCCAAGAUCCCACCCAGCCCUGCCCUCUGGCAGUGGGAGCCAUUCCCUGUGUCCUGUCCCUCUGUCCCUUGUCCCCAGCCCCUCUGCAGCUCUCCUGGAGCCCCUUCAGGCCCUGCAGGGGCUCUGAGCUCUCCCUGGACCCUUCCCCUCUCCAGGGGAACAUUCCCAGCUCUCCCAGCCUGGCUCCACAGGAGGUUUCCAUGAGCAGAGGACCUGCCCGGAGUAUUUUUGUUCUCCUGUUGUUAAAGCCCGGGGAUCUCGGGACUCCUUUGCUCAGUUCCUCUGCUGCACGCCCUGCCGGGGUCGGGCUCUGCCCCGCCGGGGGUGCCGGUGCGGGCAGGGGAGGCUGCAGAGCGGGGUUUUCCCGGAGUGUAUCGCGCUCAGGAGCGGCUGCCGAGGCUCCGAUCCCGGGGCCCGGCGGAUCCCGGCGCCCGCGCCGAGCCCGGGCGCUCCCGGCUGCUGCUGGACCAUAUUUGGGAAGGUUGGCGCUGGGGCCGAGCUCGGAGCUGCCGGGGCAGCGCCGGGGCCGCUCUCAUCUCCCCAGCAACCCCGCAAACACAACAUUGCCCAACCCUGCGGCUAUAAUUAACUGUGCCCGGCCCCGCAGGAGCCCUGGGCCGCGCUCCCGCACUGCCGGGCCGGGGAAUGCUCCCCGAGCCGGGGGGAACAUUCCCUGCGGGCCCGGGAACUGCCGCGGGCCGAGAAUGCGAGCUGCUCCUCGGGCUGUUGUGCUCGGGCACUCAGAGCGUGGGCUUUGGAGCAGGCCUGGUCCCCCGGCCCCAGAGGCAGCCAGAGAGCAGCGCUGGGUUUGGAAGAGCUCCCGGAGUAGCGCUGGGUGCUCGGGAGAGUCUGUGGCAGCUGGAGAAGGGAGGAUAGCUCGUCCCCUCCUCCCUGCGGGGCCACUCAGAUUAAUGUCAAACUGGCGCUGGGAGAUCCUGUUCUGAUGCCUGCUGGAGGCACCAGAUCACGCCUCAAUCCUGAGCCAAGAAUAGAUCCCAGAAUUCUUCAUCAUCCACAGCCUAUUCUGGGCCUGCAGCCUCCCACCCAACGUGUGCCAGCUCCCACUCCAGCUGGGAAUCCUGCUGGGGCUCAGCUCCCCCCUGCUCCGGAGCUGGGGGCUCUGCAGCCAGAGCGCUCCCUGUGCUGAGGGGCUGCACAUGCAGGGAACAGGGAAUCCUGGAACGGUGUGGAUCGGAGGGGUCCCUGAAGCCACCCAGUGCCACCCCUGCCAGGGACAGAGAGGGACAGAGACACCUCCCGCGAGUCCAGCUGCUCCCAGCCCCGGCCAGCCCGGGCUCAGCCCCUCGUGUCCGUGCUGGAGAGAUUCCAGCAGUGGGAUCCAGCUGUCCUGUGUCACAACCAGGGCUUGGAACCAUGGGCUGGGCUCCCUGUCCCUGUCCCUGUCCCUGGCAGGAGAGGGGAGCUGGCAGCUCCUGGCCCUGCCGCUGCCAAGCCCAGAGUUCAGCUGUAUUUUAGCGUGUUCCAAAGGGCCGGAGCAGAGAAGAGGGAAGCUGUUCCAAGGUUGGAACUCUAGAAAUCAGCUGGAGGAGUCAGGCUGUACAACCCCGGCCCUCCUGGGGGUGGGAAAAGGCUCUGGGGGCGGCUGGAAGAUUUGGGAAUCUGCUUGGAUGGUUUCGUCCUGUCCCCAGAAGCCACAAUAAGCCACAAAAAAUGCUUUAUAAGCCCAUUUCCCUCCAACACACAAAACAGGGAAGCGAAACUCCAGAGGUUGUGCUAUUUUUUCCCGCAUUAAUGGCCACCAAAAUGCGAAUUACCACACUGCGUGCUGUAUGAAGUCUUGCAGCCCUCACACUGGAAAAGCAUCCAUAAAUGAGGAAUUUCCCCCCUCAGUCCUGGGGGACACUUCCAGCAGCAUUUCUGUGGCAGCACUGCCAUGGCCAGACCCCGGCCGGUGGCAGGGUGACACGGGAUGAGCCUUGUGUCCCUGCCAGCCCCGGCUGCUCCACGGUGCCGUGGUCCCGUGGCCCUGCCAGCAGGGCAGAACCGGCCCUCUCUGCCCGUGGCAAGGGCCACGUUUUCUUGUAAACUUUAACCACGUGCAGGAAUCUUUGCAGGGUCAAGGCCUCGGCGAGAGCAGCUUAGUGGUAAAUCUCAUGGCAGGAAUUCACUUUGGAAUGAAGGAUUGGAUGGCUUCCUGCUGGUUCCUGGAGGAUGCUGGCACUUGGAAAGCAGUUUAUCCACGAGACAAAGACAAAUCCGGGCACGGUGACAGCGGAUCCAGGAGCCCAGGCUGCCAGCAUGACUCAGAGAUCCCUGCUCCCAGCCCGGCUCCCUGCUCCCAGCCCGGCUCCCAGCCCGGCUCUCUGCUCCCAGCCCGGCUCUCUGCUCCCAGCCCGGCUCCCUGCUCCCAGCCUGGCUCUCUGCUCCCAGCCCGGCUCCCAGCCCGGCUCCCAGCCCUGGCUCCCUGCUCCCAGCCCGGCUCCCAGCCCGGCUCCCUGCUCCCUCUGGCUCCCUGCUCCCAGCCCAGCUCCCUGCUCCCAGCCCGGCUCCCUGCUCCCAGCCCUGCCUCCCUGCUCCCAGCCCGGCUCCCUGCUCCCAGCCCAGCUCCCUGCUCCCAGCCCGGCUCCCUGCUCCC